Messenger RNA from Rotaria sp. Silwood2, 2379 nucleotides. The record is from the annotation of a GenBank genome assembly. Lineage: Eukaryota; Metazoa; Rotifera; Eurotatoria; Philodinida; Philodinidae.
AUGCCUCGAAAACACGAAUAUCAUACUUCUUUUAAAGUUAAUAAGCAACGUCAACGUCGAUAUGAUAGACCAAGAGCUAUCAACGAAAUCUCAGAUUAUAGUUCCAAUGAGUGUAGUGAUGAUAAUGAACAACAACACCAACAGAUAAAUAAUGAUGACUAUACAGAACAAUAUUUACUUGUAAAUAAAUUGGAUACAUCUAAUUUAAAUUAUAUUGAUGAUGAAUAUGAUAAUUUAACAGAAACACAUGAUCCGGAUGUACAUCUAGAUCAUUCGAAACCAUUAUAUCAACAAAGUACAAUAACAGUUAAGGCUGCUGUCAAAUUAUUAAGUGAUUUUUAUACAAAUGCCAAUCUUGAUAAACAAAAUGUUAUUCAAUUAUUAAAAACCAUUAAGUCAAUAUUACCACAACCUAAUAUAAUGCCAACAACAUGGAAAGGUGUAUUGAAAGUAUUAGGUAAAACAUGUCUAUCCAGAACAACAUUCUUAUGUUCAACCUGUCAUCAACAAUGUAUUAAAACAAAAUACGGUAUUAAAAAAUGUAAGAAUAAUAACUGUUUUUUAUAUACUAAAACGUUAAAAAGUAACGAAAUCGUUGAAAUUGUAAAUUUUGAUAUUCGUUCACAAAUUCAAUCAAUUAUGCGUCGUAAUAUUAGUGUAUUAAGUCAUCAGGAGUUAUUUCCAGAAAGUGACAUAUGUUAUGGUUCACGUUAUCAACAAAUAAGUCUACAGCGAAGAAAUCCCAUCACAAUAAUUCUUCAUUCUGAUGGAGCACCAUUAAUUAAAACAUCAAAACAAUCAUUAUGGCCAUGUUUUGGCUCAAUUGUGGAAUUGCCACCACCAAUUCGGGAAUAUCAAAUGAAUACCAUUAUCGUGGCAUUAUGGUCUUCACGAAAGAAGCCAGAUGUUAACAUAUUUUUAGAAGAAAGUGUGAAAGAAUUAAAAUAUUUGAUGAAAAAUGGAACAAGUUUAUUUAUUAAUGAACAUGAAUUCAAUAUCAUUUUAUUAACGCAAUAUUUUAUAUCAGAUUUACCAGCAAAAGCAUUAUUUUGUAAUACAAUUAACUUUAAUGGCUACUAUGCAUGUAGUUGUUGUCGUACAAAAGGUGAAUGGAAUGAAACAUAUAAAGUGGUUUUAUAUCCAUACAAUGGUAAUGAUUACACUGAACGUACACAUAAUGGAUAUUUAAAAGCUGCUCAAGAAGCUCUUAAAAAAUCCAGUGGUGGGCGAAAAGUUACAGUUGAUGGUAUUAAAGGUUUAUCAGCUUUAUUAGAAAUAUUUUCUUAUCCAUCACAAAUUGUAUUUGACUACAUGCACCUGGUAUGUCUUGGUCAUGUACCUACAUUAAUCAAACGAUGGUGUAAAAUUAUUAAUAAGCAAAAUGUACAAGAUAUUGAUGAGCAAUUGAAACAAAUACGUUUACCACAUAAUAUGAAAGUUAAUUAUCUUGAUUCAAUUACUGCUGUAGAUCAAUGGAAAGCAAAAAAUUCAAGAUUAUUCGUACUUUAUGUUGGUGUUCCUAUUUGUGUUAGUCAUUUACCACCAUUGUAUGCUUCUCAUUUUGUUAUUUAUUCAAUGGUCAUUAAAUUAUUACAUGCACCAGCAACGGAUGAUGAAAUAGAUUUUGCCAAUCACUUGAUCCAUUAUUAUUGUAAAGCAGCACCAUUAGUAUAUGAUCCAUCUAUCGAAUUAUUUUCAUUACAUGCCCAUCUGCAUCUUCCAACACAAACAACAGUACAUCAUGGUUUAGCUUUUACAUCUGCUUUUUCAUUUGAAUCUUGUAUACGUCAUAUAAAAAAGAAGGUGCAUGGAACAAAACAUCUAGCUAGUCAAAUUGCAUAUUGGACCGAUAUUGAAUAUAUCAAUAAAACAACAGAAUUUGAAAUUCCAUCAUCCACUGCUGUUAAUGAAAUACAACUAAAUCAUGCUUCCAUUGAUCCGUAUCGUCCAAUAUUAAUGAAUCUUAUUACAAUUGAAAAUCAAAAACAUAAUGAUAUUAUAUUUUAUAAACGUUAUAAAGAUAAGUUUAUUACUUAUCAUACGUUAUUAUAUGAUGAACCAUUUAAUUGUGUUAGUUAUAUUAUUUCAUUUAAAUCUGAUUUAGGUGUAGAAUAUGGAAAUAUUAUAUUAUUUUAUAAAUAUCAUGAUGAUUAUUUCAUUUUUGUACAAAAAUAUCAAGCAACGAAUAAAAAAAUGUCACAAUUUGUUACAAUUCCAUCAGAAAUGCAUCAAAAACUAGAUGAAUUAUAUGCAUUAUUAAUGUUAACAUCAAAUUUUACAAUUAUACCUAUCAAUAGUAUUCGUCACAAAUGUAUUGCUGUUCCUUUUCAAGAUAUUUUUUGUCUGUCAGAAAUAAGGGUGGACUUUGAACACGAUUAA